AUGUCGAAAAGCAGUGAUCAGAUUGUGCUAGAAAGACGGCUCAAACCGAUAUAUGAUGCAAUUGAUGCAGGCAGUAACAAAAAAGCAAUGCAGGAAGCAGACAAAGUCUUGAAGAAACAUCCCUCCACUCAUUGUGCUAAGGUUUUAAAAGCACUGGCUUUGAUUCGUGCUGAUCGUGUAAGUGAAGCAUGGCCAUUGAUCGACGAAGUUGAGUCAGUGAAAGAUGAUUUUGAUGAAAAUACUCUCCAAGCUUUAUGUCACUGUUUUAAGGAAGCUUAUACACCUGAAAGGAUAUCUGUAUUAUAUGAAAAGAUCUGUGCUCGUUAUCCCAAGAAUGAACAGUAUUUGACUCAUUUAUUUAUGAGUUAUGUUCGUGUACGAAAUUACAAGCAGCAACAGAAGACAGCUUUGGCAUUGUACAAGGAAUUUCAGCGAAAUCCGUAUUAUUUUUGGAAUGUUAUGAGUAUCGUCAUGCAAGCAAUUACUGGGGAUCAAAACCUGGCUCAGUCAACACUAUAUCCGCUAGCCGAAAAAAUGGUUACAAAAAUGAUCAAAUCCAAUUUAAUACAAGCUGAGGCUG
Messenger RNA from Acanthocheilonema viteae, 580 nucleotides. NCBI's taxonomy places the organism in Eukaryota, Metazoa, Nematoda, Chromadorea, Rhabditida, Onchocercidae. The record is from the annotation of a GenBank genome assembly.